Messenger RNA from Bufo gargarizans (Asiatic toad), 828 nucleotides. RefSeq names its product aquaporin-4-like. The coding region runs from base 1 to 828 and encodes 275 amino acids. Gene Ontology annotation, molecular function: water channel activity. The record is from RefSeq and is a predicted model, not a curated record. Lineage: Eukaryota; Metazoa; Chordata; Amphibia; Anura; Bufonidae. The transcript has 5 exons. Gene Ontology annotation, biological process: transmembrane transport. Gene Ontology annotation, cellular component: plasma membrane.
AUGGUGAUCAAAGAGGAAUUGAGACAGCAUCGAUUUUGGCGCUCGGUUUUAGCAGAAUUUUUGGGAACUUUCAUGCUGUUAACUGUGGUACUAGGAUCAUCUUGCUUGGCAAUCAGAACUUCACAAUCUAUGGCUUCACCAAUAGCUGCUGGUCUGUCAGUUGUUAGUCUGGUGCAGAGUUUUGGUGAAAUAAGUGGUGCCCAAUUAAACCCAGCUAUUACUUCUGCCUUGGUAUGUGCACGAAAAUUGGAUGUUCUUCAUGGGCUGGCCUUUGCCGUGGCUCAGUGUCUUGGUGGAAUAUGUGCCUCUGCCAUUUUUUAUUUAUCCCUUCCUACAUCUGUCUACAAUCAACUUGUUACAAAGGUGAGUAGUGAGGGAAAUGCAGGACAAGCAUUGGGGAUGGAAAUUAUCUCUACCUUCCAGUUGGCUUUCACAGUCUUUGCUGUGGAUAAUCGAAGGCGCAGAGAUUUUACAGAGCCAGGAAGCCUUGCCAUUGGCUUUUCUCUAACAGCAGGAGCUUUGGCAGCGGGACACUUUUCAGGUGGAAGCAUGAACCCAGCUAGAUCCCUUGGUCCAGCUUUACUGUCUGGCAUUUGGGAGCACCACUGGGUGUACUGGAUUGGUCCCAUUUUGGGUGCUUUCUUUGCAGGUGCUUCAUAUGAAUUUUUCUUUGCAUCCUCUGCAUCAAGAGAAAAGCUGGUCGCCUGUCUCACAUGUAAAGAUAUAGAAAUAGUUGAAGCAGCCAGUGUCUCUCGCUCUUCCCUUUCCAUGGCCACACAAACAGCAGCAAGGACAAGACAGACUGAUCAAAAACAUGAGCAAAAUUAG